This is a messenger RNA of Habropoda laboriosa, 1689 nucleotides long. Its product is annotated as general transcription factor II-I repeat domain-containing protein 2-like. Bases 1 to 1689 code for a protein of 562 amino acids. The transcript is spliced from 3 exons. Lineage: Eukaryota; Metazoa; Arthropoda; Insecta; Hymenoptera; Apidae. The record is from RefSeq and is a predicted model, not a curated record.
AUGGAAACAUCAACAUCCAAACGGCAGGCUACAAAUUCUAUGGUUUAUUUUAAACCAUCAUGGGAAGAGGAAUUUUUUUUCGCAGAACAUGAUGGUGCAGUAAAAUGUUUGGUAUGUUGUAAAAAAUUAAAUCAACUGAAGAGAUAUAAUCUUCAAAGGCACUAUAAAACAUACCAUGAAGCAGCACACCUGAACUACAGUAGUACACAAAGAAGAGCAGAAGUAGAAAGAUUGAAAAUGAAACUUCUGAAGACAGAAAGAGAUUUACCUUAUGCAGAAGUACAAUCUAUAAAUAAUGAGGCUAUAUUGAGGGCUAGCUAUAGAAUAGCUCAUGAAAUAGGUAGAACAUCUCAACCUUUCUCUGAUGGACAAUUUAUUAAAACCCAUAUAAUGGCAAGUGCAGAACAAUUUUGUUCUGAAAAUGUACAGAAAUUUGAAUAUAUUAGUUUAUCUAGAUCAACAGUAACAAGAAGAAUUCAAGAAAUGGCUGAUAAUAUUAUGGAGCAGUUAUAUAUGACAGCACAAAAUUUUAUAGCCUAUUCAUUGGCCAUUGAUCAGAGUAUAGAUGUAACAGGUUCCCCACAAUUAGCCAUUUUUAUUCGUGGUGUAGACUCAGGAAUGAAUGUUACUGAGGAACUGUUAGAUUUUUGUACCACGAAAGAGGCCACAACAGGAGAAGAUAUUCUUUCAUGUGUAGAAGAAGCAAUCAAACAUAGCAAACUACACUGGCAUAAUCUUGUAUCAGUUGCUACUGAUGGAGCACCAUCAAUGGUGGACCAAAAUGUUGGUUUUGUAGGCUGUCUCCAAAAAAGGUUGCAGGAACUAACAAUUCCACAGACUAUUAUUACAGUGCAUUGUAUGUUACACAGAGAAAAUUUAUGUGCAAAAUGUGUUCAAUUAGAAAGAGUUAUGUUAGUUAUAGUACGUACAAUAAAUUUCAUCCGUAAUCAUGGAUUAAAACAAAAACAAUUUAAAAUAUUUUUACAAGAAUUAGAUGCUGAAUAUGAUGAAAUGCCUUAUCAUACAGAAGUGCGUUGGCUUAGCCACGGAAAAGCGUUAGACAGAUUUUUUAAUCUUCGGAACGAAAUUCGGCUAUUUAUGGAUACAGUAGGUCAUCCAGUACCAGAACUGGAAGAUAGCCUUUGGACAAGGGACUUAGCUUUCUUAUCCGAUGUUAUUGAUCAUUUAAAUAUUCUUAAUACUGCUUUACAAAGAAAGGACAACACGAUAAUAGAUUUAUUCGAUACCAUAUGUGCUUUUAAAAUGAAAAUAGAGUUGUGGAUACGACAGUUAGAAUCCGGAAAUAUUUGCCACUUUCCGAAAUUAAAGUCAGUAUCUAGCGAAAGCAAUUUUGAAUGUUAUAGUAAUAUGUUACAAAUUCUUUACGAAGAAUUUUCGGUACGCUUUGCAGAUUUAAUUCAAUUACAAACUGAUUUUGAUGUAAUUGCAAGGCCAUUUUCAAUCGAUAUUGCAACAGUUUCUUCUCACUUACAAUUAGAAUUAAUUGAUUUGAGAUGUAAUAGAGUACUAAAAGCAAAAUACCUACAAGUUAAUAAUAUAUUAGAAUUUUAUAAACUUUUACCUCAAGAAAACUUUCCCCACUUACACAAAAGUGCAGCAAGAAUAAUAGCUAUGUUUGGCUCAAUGUAUGUGUCAAUCGUUUGUACCAAACAUAAGACAACUAGUUGA